Molecule: messenger RNA, 2784 nt
Organism: Cygnus atratus (black swan)
Lineage: Eukaryota; Metazoa; Chordata; Aves; Anseriformes; Anatidae
Gene: GPRC6A
Product: G protein-coupled receptor class C group 6 member A
Exons: 6
Coding region: 1-2784 (927 amino acids)
Biological process (GO): G protein-coupled receptor signaling pathway
Cellular component (GO): membrane
Molecular function (GO): G protein-coupled receptor activity
Source: RefSeq, a predicted model, not a curated record
AUGGCAAUAUUUAGCUUUCUGAUAGCCUGCUUUGUGAUCAGCGCUGACAUCGCCUCCUCUUGCCAGAAUACUGAUGACUUUGUGGGUGCCAGUUCUCCAGGAGACAUUGUUAUAGGAGGCUUGUUUGCAGUUCACAGCGAAAUGCUGCAUCCAGAAGAGCAUCCCAUCAAGCCAGUCAUUCAGAACUGUGCUGGCUUUGAAAUUCAAGUUUUUCUUCAGACACUUGCAAUGAUACAUGCUAUUGAAAUGAUCAACAAUUCGACAUUAUUAUCUGGAGUUACUCUGGGCUAUGAAAUCUAUGACACCUGUGCAGAAGUUACAAAAGCCAUGGCAUCUACCCUGAGGUUCCUGUCUAAAUUCAAUUCUUCUAAGGAUAUUGUAGAGUUCAAGUGUAACUAUUCAGACUACAUACCAAGAAUUAAGGCAGUCACUGGAGCCAGUUACUCUGAGGUGUCAAUGGCAGUUUCAAGGCUGCUGGCAUUACAACUAAUCCCACAGGUCAGUCCUGCAUCGUCGGCUGAAAUCCUCAGUGACAAAAUCCGGUUUCCUUCAUUCUUCAGGACUAUCCCCAGUGAUUUCCACCAGACAAGAGCAAUGGCCCAUCUGAUCUGUGAGUCUGGGUGGAAUUGGAUUGGAGUAAUAGCCACUGAUGAUGACAACGGGCGCUUUGCUCUGGAAAGCUUUGGGGUCCAGGCCAUGUCAAACAAUGUUUGCAUAGCUUUUAAAGAACUGCUGCCUGCCUAUCUCUCUGACAAAACCUUUCAUACCAAAGUUGAUCAUGCAGUCGAGAAGAUUGUCAAGGAAACCAGAGUAAAUGUUAUUGUAGUCUUUAUGAGACAAUUCCAUGUGCUCGAGCUAUUUAAGAAGGCAAUUGAGAGAAAUGUAAAUAAAAUUUGGAUUGCAAGUGAUAACUGGUCAACAGCAGUGAAAAUCAGUACAAUGCCCAAUAUCAGACAGCUGGGAACUGUUGUGGGAUUUGGAUUUAAGAGUGGAAACAUAACCACAUUCCAAGACUUUCUGAGGAACCUUCAUGAAAAGCCCACUGAAAACAACAAGUUUUUAGGUGAAUAUAUUAUGCUUUUGUCAAUCUGUGCACACCUGGAAUAUUACGAUUUUCAAAUGUGCAUUUCAAACCAAUCCCAGGAUGAUCUGAUGCAAAAUGUUGAGAAUAAACAACACAUCUGGAGAGAUGAUUUUUUGAAUGCCAACAUUGAACCCGGAUUUAUCCAUAGUACUAUACUUGCAGUCUAUGCCAUUGCUCACGCCAUUAAAGGGCAAUGCAAAGACAGAAACUGCAAGGAUCCCUCCGCUUUCACUCCCUGGGAGCUCCUUGAAGAACUUAAAAAAGUUAGAGUCAUCGAUGAUGAUAAAGAAAUCAAGUUUGACUCCAAAGGAGAUAUGAGAACUAGUUAUGAUGUACUUCUCUGGAAAGAAAUUGAUGGUCGCAUGGAAAUCACCACUAUGGCAGCAUAUGACACAGAGAAAGGUGACUUUAUCUUUGAGGAUGAUGAGAAAAAAAAAGAAUUUCUGAACUUAAAGAAGGUUCAAUCAACAUGCUCCCAGCACUGCAGACCGGGACAGAUGAAAAAGGUUACAGAAAGUCCACACACAUGCUGCUACGAGUGUGUUUACUGCCCAGAAAACCAUUACAGCAAUCAAACAGAUAUGGAUUACUGCUACCGGUGCCACAACAAAACCUACUGGGCUCCUGUGAACAGUACUACGUGCUACAGGAAGACGAUCCACUUCCUCAGCUGGACUGACUGGUUUGCUAUUUUCCUGCUCCUCCUCUCCAGUUUUGGGGUUGUGAUGAUUUUCUCCAUCAGUGUCAUAUUUACUAAAAACUUGAACACGCCGGUGGUAAAGGCAUCUGGAGGUUUAACUGUCUGCUAUGUUAUCCUCCUCAGUCACUUCUGCAUUUUUUUAAGCACCAUCUUUUUCAUAGGUGAACCCACGGAAUUCAAAUGCAAAACUAGGCAAUCCCUCUUUGGCAUAAGCUUUGCACUUUGCGUUUCAUGUAUUUUAAUAAAGUCGCUAAAAAUUUUACUAGCCUUCAGCUUUGAUCCCAAGCUGCAGAAUCUCCUGAAAUGUGCAUAUAAACCUAUUCCCAUUGUGGUCACCUGCACUGGGAUUCAAGUUAUCAUUUGCACCUUCUGGCUAGUAUUUAGGACUCCUUUCGUAAUGCAAAAUUUCUCAAUUCCAGGAUCAAUAAUUCUAGAGUGUAAUGAGGGCUCUGUUGUGGCUUUUGGGAUUAUGCUGGGCUACAUAGCUGCUCUAGCCUUCAUCUGCUUCAUAUUUGCCUUUAAAGGCAGGAAGUUACCAGAGAACUACAAUGAAGCUAAGUUCAUAACCUUUGGCAUGCUGAUCUAUUUUAUAGCAUGGAUUGUAUUUAUCCCUGUCUAUGCAACUACAUUUGGCAAAUACCUGCCAGCAGUGGAAAUCAUUGUUGUUUUAAUAUCCAAUUAUGGGAUUCUCUGUUGCACAUUUCUUCCUAAGUGCUAUAUCAUAAUUUACAAGCAAGAAACAAACACGAAGUCUGCCUUUCUCAAGAUGAUUUACACGUACUCUUCCAAGAGCGCAGGCAGUGUUGCUGUUAGCCAGAUUUCCUUGGAUUCAAAGUCUUCCAGCUCCCAAGCUACUGUCUCAGGCUCGUGUAAAGCUGAGAAAAACUCUGCGAAUGGAAACUGCCUUUUUCAAGUGCCUGGGCAGAAGCAAAUAAAAGAGAAAAUUCUUCCUAAAAGUGCAGUAAGACGUGUGUCCAGGAAAAGACUGUCCAGCAUAUGA